Messenger RNA from Cavia porcellus (domestic guinea pig), 474 nucleotides. RefSeq names its product C-C motif chemokine ligand 16 (gene Ccl16). Gene Ontology annotation, cellular component: extracellular region. Gene Ontology annotation, molecular function: chemokine activity. Gene Ontology annotation, biological process: eosinophil chemotaxis; immune response. The record is from RefSeq and is a predicted model, not a curated record. NCBI's taxonomy places the organism in Eukaryota, Metazoa, Chordata, Mammalia, Rodentia, Caviidae. The transcript is spliced from 4 exons.
AUGGCCAUUGCAGGAACCAUGACCACUCUUUCCUGGCUUCGGUUCACAGUCAAGGCUGAAAGCAGCCCCGUGACCAGCAGCAAGACAGACACUGCCACUCAGCUCUCUGCUAGUGCUGUAUGCCCCACUGAGAGGAUUAAGGUCUCUGUGGCUGCCCUCUUUCUCUUCCUAUUCGUCCUCACCACGACCUCUGCUUUGUACAGCCAGCCAAAAAUUCCUGAGUCGAUAAACUCUGCUAUCACCUGCUGCUCGAAGCAUCAUGAGAAAUCCUUGCCGCAGAAAGUGGUGUUGGGAUACAGAAAGGCCCUCAAUUGUGCCCUGCCAGCCAUCAUCUUUGCCCCCAAAAAGAACCGAGAAGUCUGCGCCAACCCCACAGAUGAAUGGGUCCAAAAUCUCAUCAACAGUCCCACCCUACCUUAGUUGCCUCCCAAGAACUUGGCUUCAGUGACUGGAAAAGGGAAGGGCCAGCUCUAG